Molecule: messenger RNA, 150 nt
Organism: Plenodomus lingam JN3
Lineage: Eukaryota; Fungi; Ascomycota; Dothideomycetes; Pleosporales; Leptosphaeriaceae
Source: RefSeq, a predicted model, not a curated record
AUGCACGAAAACGUCAUCCUCCAGUCAUCUGCCAUGUGCAAGCCUCCCGCCCCGCGAAUCUCUCUCGAAAAAAAGAAGCUUCAGGCGGGCCACAUGCCACAUGCCACCCGUCGCAGGGACUUUUUGAAAAUGGAUCCUGGCUUCUUUUGA